Molecule: messenger RNA, 972 nt
Organism: Puma concolor (puma)
Lineage: Eukaryota; Metazoa; Chordata; Mammalia; Carnivora; Felidae
Product: vomeronasal type-1 receptor 4
Biological process (GO): G protein-coupled receptor signaling pathway
Cellular component (GO): membrane
Molecular function (GO): pheromone receptor activity
Source: RefSeq, a predicted model, not a curated record
UUAAAAGUAAGGGUGUUGAAUGACAGAAUGUCCUACAGGGAUUUGAUAGUAGGAAUAAUCUUCUUGUCACAGACCAUAGUUGGAAUUGUGCAAAAUUUCUCUCUUCUUUACCAUUAUCUGUUCCUUUACCACACUGAAUGCAGGGUGAGGUCCACCCAUUUGAUUCUCAGGCACCUCACUAUAGCCAACACCUUGGUCAUUCUCUCUAAAGGAGUCCCCCACACUAUGGCAUCUUUUGGGUCGAAACAUUUUUUCAAUGAGUUUGGAUGCAAACUUCUUUUCUGUGUUCAGAGGGUGGGCAGGGGAAUGUCCAUUGGCAUCACCUGCCUCUUGACUGUGUUCCAGACCAUUAUGAUCAGCCCCAUGAACUCCUGUUUGAAGGAGUUUAAAGUCAAAGCCCCAAAGUACAUUGGCUUCUCCAUUUCCCUCUGUUGGAUCCAUUUCAUGUUUGUAAAUUUAGUUUUUCCUCUGUUAUAUGUGUUUAGCAACCGGAGCAUGAAAAACUUCACAAAGAAAGGAGAUUUGGGCUACUGUCUUGCUGUAGAUCACGACACAAUCACAGUUUCCGUAUAUGCAGUGUUGAUAGUAUUUCCUGAAGCUUCCUUGUGUGGUCUCACAAUCGGGGCCAGCAGCUCCAUGGUCUUCCUCCUGCACAGACACAGGCAGCGGGUCCAGCACAUUCACAGCACUAAUGUCGCCCCCAGAUCCUCUGCUGAGUCCAGAGCCACCCAGAGCAUCCUCGUCCUCGUGAGCACCUUUGUGUCUUUCUACUUCCUCUCCUCUGUCUUUCAUGUUUGUGUUGCUCUUCUUUGUAAUCGCAGCUGGUGGCUGGUGAACACCGCUGCCAUGAUUUCUGUGUGUUUUCCAACUGUCUGCCCCUUUCUGCUUAUGGGCCGGAACUCUGCUAUAUCCAGACUCUGCUUCGCAUGGAUAACAAAUAUAACAUUUCCUAAUCUUAUCAGAAAUAUGUGA